Carassius carassius (crucian carp) is the source of this 2289-nucleotide messenger RNA. RefSeq names its product basement membrane-specific heparan sulfate proteoglycan core protein-like. Gene Ontology annotation, molecular function: transmembrane signaling receptor activity. The coding region runs from base 1 to 2208 and encodes 735 amino acids. The record is from RefSeq and is a predicted model, not a curated record. NCBI's taxonomy places the organism in Eukaryota, Metazoa, Chordata, Actinopteri, Cypriniformes, Cyprinidae. The transcript is spliced from 9 exons. Gene Ontology annotation, biological process: cell surface receptor signaling pathway.
AUGUACUAUGGCAUGUGUCUCUCCUGGUUCACCCUCUGGGGAAAAGGCGGCACUGGCUCCCCAGCCUCGAGAUUGCUGAUGUCAAUCAUCCGCGCUGGACACACUCAAGAUUCACCCAGAUCUUCACUGACUGUGACUCCAGACAGUCCUGUAUUCACUGGAGAGACAGUCAAUCUGAAGUGUGUGAUUGAGACUUACAGUGACUGGAGAUAUGUGUGGUAUAAAGGCUGUCGAUGCAGUGUAAUGUUAAAGACGUCUGAUCGUUACACUGUAAACGGAGACACUCUCACUAUCAGAGGAGUAAUUACAUCUGAUCAGGAUCGGUACAGGUGCAGAGGACGGAGAGAUGGAGAAACAAACUCAUCACAAUGGAGCUCUGUUUCUCUCUCUGUGAAGGAUAAACCGAAGCCGACUCUGACUGUAAAACCGCAGAGUUCAGUGUUCACUGGAGACACAGUUACUCUGAGCUGUGAUGUGGGACAGUUAACUGGAUGGACAAUUCACUGGAGGAAAGACUCAGACCCUGAAUCCACGACUGAUGCAACUAAAACAAUCAAGUCUGUGAGAGCCUCUGAUGAAGGAGAAUACAGGUGCAGAGCACGACGAGGAAACUACUACAGCGAGUUCAGUAAUACAGUUAAGAUUACAGUAACAAUGAGACCCAAACCUGUAGUUGGUGUUGAUCCUGAUAGACGUGUGUUCAGAGGAGAGACGGUCACUCUCACAUGUGACAUACAGCAGACAGGAGUCUGGCAGUACAGCUGGUAUAAAGACAACAAACAAGAUUAUAUCAUAGGACGAGACCAGAACUAUAAAAUCCCAUCUGUGGAUCCGUCUCAUCGUGGUGUGUACAGGUGUAGAGGAACUCAGAUACAAGCACCAACACACACACAGAUGAGUGACGGAGUUACACUGACAGUAUCAGAUUCCCCCAGAUCUUCACUGACUGUGACUCCAGACAGUCCUGUAUUCACUGGAGAGACAGUCAAUCUGAAGUGUGUGAUUGAGUCUCACAGUAACUGGAGAUAUGAGUGGUAUAAAGACACAGACAGUAUAAUGUUACAGACGUCUGAUCGUUACACUGUAAACAGAGACACUCUCACUAUCAGAGGAGUAAUUACAUCUGAUCAGGGUCAGUACUGGUGUAGAGGACAGAUAAGAUCAGUCUCAUCUCAAUCAAACUCUGUUUCUCUCUCAGUGAAGGUGAGACCCAAACCUGUAGUUGGUGUUGAUCCUGAUAGACGUGUGUUCAGAGGAGAGACGGUCACUCUCACAUGUGACAUACAGCAGACAGGAGUCUGGCAGUACAGCUGGUAUAAAGACUACAAACAAGAUUAUAUCAUAGGACGAGACCAGAACUAUAAAAUCCCAUCUGUGGAUCCGUCUCAUCGUGGUGUGUACAGCUGUAGAGGAACUCAGACACAAGCACCAACACACACACAGAUGAGUGACGGAGUUACACUGAUAGUAUCAGGUGAGACGGUUCAUUUCUCAUUACAUCAUCUCAAAACAAACAGAUUGAAUUCCCCCAGAUCUUCACUGACUGUGACUCCAGACAGUCCUGUAUUCACUGGAGAGACAGUCAAUCUGAAGUGUGUGAUUGGGUCUCAAAGUUACAGAAGAUGGAGAAUUGACCAAACACAUAAACUGAAAUAUGAGUGGUAUAAAGACGGUGUAAUGUUACAGACGUCUGAUGGUUACACUGUAAACAGAGACACUCUCACUAUCAGAGGAGUAAUUACAUCUGAUCAGGGUCAGUACUGGUGUAGAGGACAGAUAAGAUCAGUCUCAUCUCAAUCAAACUCUGUUUCUCUCUCAGUGAAGGAUUCCCCCAGAUCUUCACUGACUGUGACUCCAGACAGUCCUGUAUUCACUGGAGAGACAGUCAAUCUGAAGUGUGUGAUUGAGUCUCACAGUAACUGGACAUAUGAGUGGUAUAAAGACACAGACAGUGUAUUGUUACAGACGUCUGAUCGUUACACUGUAAACAGAGACACUCUCACUAUCAGAGGAGUAAUUACAUCUGAUCAGGGUCAGUACUGGUGUAGAGGACAGAUAAGAUCAGUCUCAUCUCAAUCAAACUCUGUUUCUCUCUCAGUGAAAGGUGAGUUGAAUAUCACUGUCCUCAUAAACUCACUUCACUACAUGAACACACACCAUGUCCAACAUUUCAGCUCAACAACAAAAACGGUUAUAUUGCAAAUUUAAUUCAAACUGAAAUUUUGAUCGAACUUUGGAGAAAGGUCUCUGUGGUUGUGGUUGAUAAUUAUACAUUGCAUAUUUUAUCAA